AUGACCGAGCAAGCACUUACACUGUCACUUUCACAUACAGGCAUCCAAGCGGGCUACAGGAAGCCAACUGUCGAGGAUUUUGACGAGAAGGAAGAGGAAGUGCGUGUCGAAAGUCGAACGGACAUUGGCACCUCUGACGAAUACGACCUGUCAGAAGAGGGAGACUACUUUGCUUCCAAGUUUGACUUGAGCACACGCGGCUCGGACACCAGUGGUCAAGAUUCGGAGCAGGAUGAGCCGAAGGAGGAGGAGAAGAACAGAAAAGACGAGAAGAGGCGGAUAAUGAGGGAGCAGGCCAAAGAGUUUUUGCGGGCCGCACCAGCGGGGAUAAGCGGGAGGGUGCGGGAGCUGAUGGAGAAGCUGGCGAGGGGGGAGGAAGUUGAGGAUUUGGAGGAGGAGGAGGACUCGGAAGACGAGGAAUCCGAUGAUAAGGAAUCCGACGUGGGCAUGGACAAAUGGGAGGCAAAGGCCAAGAUGGCGAAGGAGGUGAAGAGGAGACAUGAGGAGGAGUUGAUCAAGUAUUGGCUGGCAAAGCUCAUCAAGGAAGACUGGGAGUAUGCGGAGGAGGAAAUCGGGGACAUGGUCAGGAUAGAAAGAGGGGAAACCAGGAGGGAAGCCAAGCUGAUUAUGUGUCGGUAG
Neurospora hispaniola is the source of this 639-nucleotide messenger RNA. RefSeq lists its product as uncharacterized. The transcript has a single exon. Lineage: Eukaryota; Fungi; Ascomycota; Sordariomycetes; Sordariales; Sordariaceae. The record is from RefSeq and is a predicted model, not a curated record. The coding region runs from base 1 to 639 and encodes 212 amino acids.